Schistocerca nitens (vagrant locust) is the source of this 4148-nucleotide messenger RNA. Its product is annotated as gastrula zinc finger protein XlCGF7.1-like. Bases 181 to 564 code for a protein of 127 amino acids. The transcript has 7 exons. The record is from RefSeq and is a predicted model, not a curated record. Gene Ontology annotation, molecular function: DNA-binding transcription factor activity; RNA polymerase II cis-regulatory region sequence-specific DNA binding. Lineage: Eukaryota; Metazoa; Arthropoda; Insecta; Orthoptera; Acrididae. Gene Ontology annotation, biological process: regulation of transcription by RNA polymerase II.
AUUGCAACUAAACGCUCAAACGUCUUACUAUGUAACUCUUAAGUUUACAAACAAAUAAAUAUGGAACCUAAAAGGAGCGCAGAGAGAGAUAAAAUCAAGUUUUGACGUAACGUUUGUGAAACAGUAGUGAUGCGCUAAAAGAAAUAACCGGAAUUGAUCCUCGGAACAUUUACGCUGGAAAUGGUUGAGGCCAGCCCACUUUCAUUCCUGAAGCAGGAGAUCAUGCACAUGUCUGUUAAGCAAGAAACUCCAGUUGAGGCUGACCCACUUCCAUUCCCAAAGCAAGAGAUCGAGUACAUACCUAUUAAGGAAGAAACUCCAGAGUGGGACAUGCCUGAUGACCACGAUAGUAUACGUGAUCCACUAAGCAUCAUUAAAGAGGAAUGUUCAUCUUCAGAAGAUUUUCUCAGCUCUAGAGCUCUCAGCAUUAAGGAGGAAGAGGACAGGAAAGACAAGGACACAAUGAGGGAGGAUGACUUUCAGGAGCUCAGACAUAAAAUGGAGCCAAGAAGUAGUGGCAGUGAACCAGAACAGUACCGGUCUGCUUGGACAAUGAUGGGAUGAGAAGUAGACCGUGGCAUUAUAGUAGGAACUACUGUGGCGUUUGCGUGAAGUAAUUUUCGGAAAACACAGGAAACAUAAGUAACGAUGGCUGGAUGAAGACCAUAGACCCUCCGCUCUUACAAACAGAAGGCCGGUCUGUUUAAAACUACUACCCCAUUCGGUUUGUUCCCAGUGUACAAUACUGUUUUACAAAGAAGCUAUUUAACAAUGUAAAAGGCUAAUGCUAUGCUGUUCAUUCAUUUCUCACUCCCAAUCACUGCAUUCACAACACAGACUACAUACGCAUUGUUUCAUAAUGUAACAGUAUACAAACUAUCAGCUGACUCAGGACCAUAGUGAUGAAACCUGGUUCCCGAGAUGUUGAGCUCGAAAGAGAAUGUGUUAGUAUUAUGCCUUACAUAGCUCCAGAAGAAAGUUUUUCCAGAAAAGGAAGAAAAAGAAAGAAGAAACAUAGUGUGAAAGUGUUACGUGAAAUGAUACAUGUUUUACUAUCGUCAGUAUUAUUUACACGUGCUACAUUUUGUACCAAAUCCCUACUCUGUAUUGUCUAAGUAAUCCUUCAAUGUAUAGAAUGUAAUGCUUAACGAGUAUUUCAUAAAUGCCUUCCUAGAUAAAUUUGUUUUAGUAAGCUCUUGAAGCUCUUUGUGCAACUUUUUGUAGAGUUUUAGUCUGUGGUAGAAAAUUCUGCUUUGAGUUGUAUGUUUAUUCUUUGUUGCUAAAUGUAAGUUCAGUCUAGCUUUCGUUCCAUGGUUGAGCUGUCUGUGUAGUCUUUAUCAAAUGCACUCACAUGGUUUAGUUAAAAUAUGCGUGUUUUGAGCGGAUCUUUACAUGAGCUCAACUACUAUUUUUGUUUAUUAUUCUUAUGGACCUUUCCUAUAGUGAAAACUUUGUUCAUGUUUUGUGCAUAUGUUACAGUGAAACACCGAAAUCUGGAGAAUGUCUACUUUCACCGUUAAAUGUCAACAUUCACAUAGUCGCUUAGUGUAUGUCCGAAAUAUUUGCUAAAUAGGCCUACCCUUAUUUCUGACUUUCACCGGUAAAUGUUGAUAUUCACCAUGCAAUAAUGGUGAAUGUUGAACAUGUUGGAGAUUUGUAUUUUCUUCUCCGUAUUUCAGUAGCUAUAAAACGUCACAAGGGUGACGUAACUUUUUCGCCUCUCUUUCUGAUAGGAAUGACCAAGAAUUAAAAAUACACCGUGCAUCCUACAUGAGAAAAGAAAAUAAUAGUUAUAAAAAAUUACUUACUAAUGUGAUUCAAAUAUUAUUUAUUGCAACAACUUAAACUAUUAUGACACUUUGAAUUUCACAAGAGUCCCUUGCUUUUACAACUGCACUUAUUUGUGGAACACUUCCUUUUGCAAUGACAACGUGUAUAGCCUUGUCCUCCGCUUCUCGAAUUAGCUGCAGCUGCUUCUCUCAGCGACAUUUCUUGAAAAGAAAUCUCGUCUAUGGAAAGUAACUUUUCUUUACAAAUUACGAACUGAUUACGUGUGUAAAGCUCCUUGAGGGUACCAUUUUUAUUUACCCGUUUAUAGAAGUCGGAGUCUUCUAUUCCAACAACAACCGCUAACACAUUUCGGCUAUCUGUACGACCACGGUCGACAUCAGGGACUUGUAUUCGUACAUUAUCACCAACUUCAGCAGGAGGGUAAUGUGUUUGUGAGGUUCGUAACAUCUUUGUUGCUUGCAGUAGAAGAUUUUCUUUCGCGGCCGCUCUUUUUGUAGAAAUCAACUCGUGUUUUUCAGACAGAAUUUUAUGCGAAGACGUUGUAGGUUGUAGGUCCUCUUCAAUAUUUUUCUUUGGAAUAUGGUUUUCGGUAUGACCACCGCUCAAAUUUUUUUAUAAGCGUUAACAGUUUCUUCAAGCUGUUCUUCGGUUUCAGAAGUAUUGGCAAUUUCUUCGACUUGUUCUUCACUUUCAAUAUUUGCGAUUUGUUCGCCAGGCAAAAAAGACGAUGCUAUGUCUCUUUUUUCUUUAACGCCAAACAUGGCUUCAUAAGGACUUCGGCGUAUUCCUUCGUGGACCGUAGUGUUCUUGGCAAAUUGAACAAAGGAUAAACCAUCUGACCAUUUAUUUGUAUCGUUAUCAUUGAUCCAUGCAGUUAGCAUAUUCUGUAUAUCCUGAUUUUGCCCUUUCAACUGAACCUUGUUUUUGACUGUGACGAGGCUUUCCAUGAACUAGUUUAACAUCUUUCUACAUAGCGCAUAUUUCGGAUAUGACUUGGUUACUAAAUUCUCUACCAUUAUCUGAUUGCAAUAUUGCUGGUGCACCAAAUGUUAAAAAUAAUGAAAGAACGUGUUGCGCUACUCUUUUAGUUUUAAAAGGUCGUAGCUGGACAAACUUAGUUAAAUGAUCUUGAUACACCAUUAUGGACUUAUAUUCAUCUCAGUUUGACUGCAGAUCUAUCAGAUUAACUUGACGUCUUGGGUUUAAUUCAGAACUAACCAUUAGCUUCACAACAAUACCUUUCUUAGGUGCACUGUGUUUCAUUUGAGACUGUUUGCAUAAAUUUAAAUACAACAUUACAACUUCAUAUGUAAUAUUUUUGUAUGUAACUUGCAACUCUUUAAGCAUACGUGUUCUUCCUCUGUGGCCUGUUCUGAUGUGAGUUUCAUAUAGUAUACUGUACAAUUCUUCAUUGGUAACAUAACACUGUAUGUUCGUUUCCCCUGGUUUUAAUGGUACAAUUAACUUCUCUUCAUCAUUAAUUUUUAAAACAUCAAAACGUUUUAAUCGUCUGUAAUCCAAAGGUAUAUUGCAUUUAAUUUUAGCAGAAACCACUUCAGAAAGUAUUUUGGAAUACUUUUCUUGUGAAAAAUAAAAACAAUUGUCUUCUCGUUUACCCGCAAUUAAUACAUUUAACUUUUCAUGAAUAAGAUCACGAUUUAUUGCAGUAUCCAUUUGGUAUAAAUUAGGAUAUCGGGAAAAAAAAUUAAGAAAACGUUGCUCGUGUUAUCAAAGGUUGCAUAAGACUGACAAAGCUGAUUGACUCCGAGCAGAACAAAGGAUUUGGCGAGAGAGAGCCAGUAGCUUGUUUUUUGACUCUUCUGUUUUGGACCGCCACCAGAGCAUAUCUGUGAUUGUCGACACACGCCGGAGAGGGUCCGAAUGUACAACAGUGUAAUGAAAUAUUCGAUCUUUCACCGACGUAUAUGGUAUCUGUUGACAUUCACCGGUGGAAGUCGACAUUCUCCAGUUUCGGUCAUUCACGGUAACACAUACAUUCCUCAAACAAAAAGCUGUGUUGGAAGAUAGCACAUGUCUCACUCGUGCACAGGAAGCCUGGCGGAAUUGAUCUACGAAUCUACUGUCCAAUAUAUUUUGUUUUUUCACCUGUCUGUUGUAAAAUCAUAGAAUACAAUCUGAGACCAAACAUAGUGAAAAUUCUAGAACAGAUUUCCUCGUCCGUAUCAACCAGUGUGGAUUCCAAAGCACUGUUUUUAUGAAAACCUACUUUUACAUGACGUCAUGGAAACUGUGGAUCAAUGCAGUUUUGUAAAGAUAGUAAAUAUUAUUAUUAUUAUGGACAUCAUCAUUUGUUGCUUCCUCCACAUAGAUGUUUGUAAUAUUUCUGUAUUACCAAA